Molecule: messenger RNA, 2039 nt
Organism: Rhopilema esculentum
Lineage: Eukaryota; Metazoa; Cnidaria; Scyphozoa; Rhizostomeae; Rhizostomatidae
Source: RefSeq, a predicted model, not a curated record
CCACCCCAAGGACUCUACGCUUUUCAAAACGUCACAUCUCUCGGUGCUUGCCUCGACCACAAACAGAACAAGCUAGGAAAUGUAGAUUUCUGUACAGAAAAGGGCUGCCGCUUCUUUGACGUAUUGAAAAGAAAUUAAAGAAGUUAAUAUGUAUGCCUUUUCUUGGGACCAGCCGAAUCUCAUUUCUUGGUCUCGCGGGAAAGACAGAAACACCAGGACGUCUUGAAAAGAAUAGCCAUAGUUAUUGCCACACAAUUGGCAACGGUUCAUACGGUAACACCUCAACCAUAUUAUUCUUUAUCGUUAGACAAAGGCAUUUUGCCGAUAAUAAUCUCUCUUCGCGAUUCAUUUGUAAAUUUAAUUACAUCGUCUCCAUAGCAAAGAGGGGCAACAAUAUCUUAUCACUUUGUAGAAGCUUGUCGCAUGGCAGUGUAAACAUGGUCAGGACAAGACAACCAUGGAAGGCAUGGAAGACAAGGACAUUGCAACAUUUAAGCUUCUUCUCCAUACUUUUGCAAAGAUGAUAUCGAUUCCCGGAGUUCAUAAAAUGAAACAUGAACUCAAGGGACAUCUCAGUAAGGAUAUUCUACGUCAAGUGAACACGGGUAAAGACUUGGUUGGCUUACUUUAUAACAAUGGUUUCUUGAACGACAACAAAUUGAUGUUUUUUAAAAAAAUUCUGCGUAAUGCAUCACUCCAUGAGUUAGAGGACAUAUUAACAGAAUACGUGGCCAGAAAAAGGGAGAGCAGUGACUUUAUGACCGAAGGAUCAAAACAAUCUGUUGAUAACAGAACUCAGAAUCGACUAGAUGCACUAGAGAAGACGAUACAAAGACAAUUCGUUGCCAUCAACUACAAACAAGAACAGCUUUUUUGCGAAAAUGACGAACUUUCUAGAAAAAGUGUUGCUUUUGACGUCAUCAAUUGCCGUUUAGGCGCAGAGGAAGAAUUACUGCUGGAAAUUUUGGCAAGAAAGAAGAUAAAAGAGAAGGAUUUAAAGAAGUAUGAAAUUCACACUAACGAUGUUUUGGUGCUUAUUUCUGAAAAUGAAAGUCAUCGAUCAAAGCUGAUUGAGGAAAUUGCGGUCAAGGAGGCGGAGUUGAAAAAUCUAGAAAGGGAUUUAAAGAAAGAGAAAGAUAACCGCAAAAAUAGUAUAAUUAGCAUGGUCCUGAGUGAGACAAACAUUGAGAAAUUGUCGCAGGUCAUCACAAAACUUAGGAAAGACAUUUUAAAUGUAGCAAAAGAACGAGAGAGAUUGGAAUACAAACUGCAACAUAUCGAGACAAGACGAGAGAGACAUAAAGAUACACUUAGGAUAAUCAAUCUUGAGCGAAUUGCCAAAGUUAAGGAUAUCUCUGAGAUGGAAAAGAAACUGAUUGAAGCAAAAGAGAGCUAUCUAGACCAGGCAAGGAAAGUGGGUAGCCUAGAGUUAGAGGUAAUGGAGCUCAUGCAUUCGAUGGAAGGAAACGAGGCAGAGGCAAAAGAAACUAAAGACCGCGGGUUGCAAUGUCAGUCAGAAUUCUUAAUGAUGGCAUUUAGGAAUAUUAAUCAAAGAAUAGAGGCAAAAGAAUUUCAUGUAAGUAUGAUCUAUUUAUUUCAAUCAGUGAAGUGCUGUAGGAAUGAUAAAAAUCAUUUAGGGGCAUGGUCGUUUGGAAACAAAAGGAAGAUAGGGGUUGCUAAUUCGUGACAAAGGAUUCUCGUUGCUCCACUCUCCACGCUUUUCGCAAGCGCCCUUCUGUUCAAGGCUAUAAAAAAUUAUUUGAAUUCUCUCCAUUCACUUCUAAUCCCCGCAUGACUCAACGUAUUUACAACAUCAAGUGUUUCAUUUUUUUUAUUGUACUACACACUCAGGGGGGUCAACUAAGCCUAGUUUUGGACGGGACGUGCCAUUUUGUUCAAAAUUUGGACCCAAAAUUCCACACAUUUCAGAAAAAAAUGGGCACCCGUAAUUCUGCAAACAUGAUGAAAACUUUACCCAUAAUUCCACAACACUGCAUAAUCAGCAAACAAAUUUUGAAUGUUCUUUGCCCCAAAAUCUC